CCAAGUGUCACUCCACUAAACUCAUACCACUUUUCUACUAAUCAAACAAACAUUUCUCAACCCAUUUCACACAAACACCAAUGGCGAUGGCUUUCAAGAUGGCGACGACUGGGAUGUGGGUCACUGAUGAGUGCAAAAACUCGUUCAUGGAGAUGAAGUGGAAACGAGUUCACCGAUUCAUAGUGUUCAAGAUCGACGAGAAAUCGAGAUUGGUCACCGUUGAUAAGGUCGGUGGUCCGGGCGAAGGAUACGAUGAGCUUGCGAAAUCUUUGCCGGACGAUGACUGCCGAUAUGCUGUUUUCGACUUCGAUUUCGUCACUAUUGAUAAUUGUCGCAAAAGCAAGAUCUUCUUUAUUGCAUGGUCUCCAACAGCAUCAAGAAUUAGAGCAAAAAUGCUAUAUGCGACCUCAAAAGCUGGACUGAGGAGAGCACUGGAGGGCGUUCACUAUGAACUACAAGCAACUGACCCAACUGAGAUGGGAUUUGAUCUCAUCACAGAUAGAGCUAAAUAAUUAUGAUCAUAAUUACCAAUUACUUGCACUUCAUUAGUUUAAUUAAUACCAUCUUUUACCCCUUUCUUUAUUAAUAUAAUAAUUCCCAUUCUGAUGUGCUUUUGUUACUUUAAUUUUCCUUUGUUUUUCACUUUUCUUGGUUUUUGGCACUAAUGUAAGUUCAACUUCUAAUCUGUAAUAGUAAAUAUUUAUUUCCUAUAUGUGGUAAUGAGAUUUCAAAAGCACCAUUUUGAUUCUAACAAAA
Molecule: messenger RNA, 756 nt
Organism: Mercurialis annua (annual mercury)
Lineage: Eukaryota; Viridiplantae; Streptophyta; Magnoliopsida; Malpighiales; Euphorbiaceae
Product: actin-depolymerizing factor 5-like
Exons: 3
Coding region: 81-512 (143 amino acids)
Biological process (GO): actin filament depolymerization; actin filament bundle assembly
Cellular component (GO): cytoplasm; actin cytoskeleton
Molecular function (GO): actin filament binding
Source: RefSeq, a predicted model, not a curated record